AUGUUCCAAAUACGAGCGCUUCAAGCAGCUCCAAUCCAUCCUCGACAACAACAUUACCUACAAAGGCUGCUUCGACUUGGACAAAUCAGAAGAAAUUGGUUUGUCAUCCGUAUUUGUCUUGCUGCUCAGUCGAUGAUCACAAAUGUGGCAGGUCUAGCCUCGUUCAAAGGACGUGUUGGUGAAUUACAAGAAAUCUUGAGGAAGGUUGCCAAUGAAACCAUUACAUACGAAGAUUUCGUAAAAUGGCAUGAUCUCAGCAUGAAAACAGCUAUACCUCCUAAACCUCAUAGCGAACAGAAGCCCGUGGUAAAUGGUGCAGUCAAGCCCAGCACUUCAACUUCUAGUCUGACUAAGUCGACCGCACAUGUAAAUAACACAGAAAAGGAAACACCAGCUGCACCAGUCGCUUUACCCACAAAAACUCCUACCACUACCUCAGCUGCUCCUGUAAAACGCACUACACUUGCUCAGGCUAUGGCCGCAUCCAGUGCACCCACACGUGCUCGACCGCUCACGCUCACAAGUGCACAGAUAGCGGAAAGAUUCGAAAGGGAUAAGCAAGACACUAUUCGCGGUUUGUUUGGAAACUUAUUUUACUUCAACUUAUGAAG
This is a messenger RNA of Strongylus vulgaris, 611 nucleotides long. The record is from the annotation of a GenBank genome assembly. NCBI's taxonomy places the organism in Eukaryota, Metazoa, Nematoda, Chromadorea, Rhabditida, Strongylidae.